Messenger RNA from Phragmites australis (common reed), 507 nucleotides. RefSeq names its product DEAD-box ATP-dependent RNA helicase 39-like. The record is from RefSeq and is a predicted model, not a curated record. The transcript has 3 exons. Gene Ontology annotation, molecular function: ATP binding; nucleic acid binding. The coding region runs from base 1 to 507 and encodes 168 amino acids. NCBI's taxonomy places the organism in Eukaryota, Viridiplantae, Streptophyta, Magnoliopsida, Poales, Poaceae.
AUGAUUAGUGGAGGCACCCGUCUAAGACCCCAGGAAGAUUCUUUCGACAUGCCUCUUGACAUGGUUGUUGGUACUCCUGGAAGGAUUCUUGAUCAUAUCAAGGAUGGUAACAUGGUUUACGGUGAUAUUAAGUAUCUAGUUCUGGAUGAAGCAGAUACAAUGUUUGAUCAAGGCUUUGGACCAGACAUACGGAAGUUCCUUGCUCCAUUGAAGAAUCGUGCUGCAAAGCCUGGCGAUCAGGGGUUCCAUACUAUAUUAGUUACUGCUACCAUGACGAAGGCUGUACAAAAGCUGAUUGAUGAGGAAUUUGAAGGUAUUGUCCAGUUGCAGACAUCAACAUUUCAAAAGAGAGUUGCAACAGUACGGCAUGACUUUAUCAAGCUUUCUGGUGCAGAAAACAAACUUGAGGCUCUCUUUGCAGGUUAUGGAAACUCAUAUCUCUCCUUCCCUGUUGUGCACACGCACAUCUUUCGAUACAAGAUAGUUUUGAAUGGGACCGUUUUCUAA